UUCAGUUUCAUUUGAGACGUUGACGCGAUCGCCAGCAAAAACAGCAGCUGCCAAACUAAGCGGCCAGGCCAAAAUCGCAGGCAAAAAGCAACUACAAGUCGCGCAUGAGAUAUAUAUUUAAACGGGUUAAUCCAAUACACAGCCGAAAAUCGAACGCUCUUAAUUUUAUACAUUUUUUGUUUUGGUCGCUUGCAAUUUGCCGAGCGUAAAUUUCAGCUGCAAGUGAAUUUCUGUGUGGUGGUGUUUUGUUGUUGUCGUAAUUUGCAUAAUCUGCAAAGUUAAUAAACAAUGCAAAGAAGUGGGCAAAACUCAUAAAUAAAGUGCACCGCUUAAAGUGUAAUUAAAAUUCAUUGAGAUUUUUUACGUGCACACAGCAAGGAGAAAACAAGUUUGUUGCCUAAGUUAUUUGUUUUGAAUUUCAAAAAUUUACAAAACAUUUAAUAAGAAGUAUUAAAAAAAAAGCUGGAGAGCUGACUUGAUCCCAGGCCACGUCGACAAGGUGUUCCAUAAAAGACUUUGAUGGUGACAAGUGAGGAUUGCUAGAGGCAUUUAACGAACGAAAUGAUUUUGAGAACGCAGCUUUGGCUGGGUGUGCUCCUAGUGGCACUUCACCUCAGUCCCGCAGUUUUUUGCCUAGAUGAGGAUUACGGCGGCGGCGGCGAAAUGGAUGGAUCCAGCCUGGGGGGCAAUGAUGAGAUCUACGACCCGGCUCAAUUGGAAGCCGAGGUGGAAUCGGAAAUGCAACAGCAUCGCAAUAGUUUGGAGGAGGGUCAAACCGAAAGUUCCCACACCAUCGAGCUGGAAAUGAGCACCAUGAGGCCCAUGGAGAGCAGAUUGAACACCAUGGCUCCCUACUCCGAGGAACACACAGUCGGAGAUUUAAUGGAUGAUACUCCAACGCAAAAGCGGGUGACAAAGGUGGACAACCCCCCUCGGGACUACUAUUACGAGGACGCUCCCGAGGAUGAGGUGGUGGCCAGCACUACAGCCAGGGUGGUCACCACCAUGAUCCCCGAAUAUGUGCGCCAGGCCAAGGCGGAGAGAUUCCCACAGCGGGAUCAAGAGCACAAUGCAUCCGACUACGUGGAGGAAGAGGCCACCAAACCGGUGGAUGAGCAAGAAGAGCCACAUGAGCCCAUUCCCCAGGCUCAAGUCCAACAGCUGCCCAGUCAGGACAAACCCCAUCCGUUCAAGUACUCCUCCGAGGACGAUUACUACGAUGAGCCGGCGGAAAAGAAGUCAAGUCCCACCACAACCACCACACCUUUGCCAAUUCUAAGAGCUCGUUUCGGUGGCUUUCCCUGGGCCACCACCCUGGCACCCAAUCCUCCUGCUGCCAAUCCUACAACUUCUACUACAACCACAUCGACAACAACAACGACAACCACAUCAACAACAACGCCCAGUCCCAGGAAACAACCCAAACACAUCCAAGUGACCGGUGGCUCAAAGCCGGAAUUACUGCCAGCGGAUCAACUGCGCAACUACAUCAAGGAUGUUUAUAUUCGAAUGCCUUUGGCAGUGAUCGUGGAUCCAUCUUCCGCAUCCUUGGAGCAAGCAAAACGACUUUACAUCGAUGCUUUGCAAGACAAGAACAUCGACAUCAAGAUUGUCUUGGUUACGCUUAACGGAGCGGGUGCCCCCUCUGCCUUCAGCUUUAACAAUACCCGCGAGUUUAUCGCUGGAUUGAACAGCACCAAGGAGCAUGAGGGCGGCAACUCGUUUGUGGGCGUGCUCCAUGCGGCCGAGCUGGUUCCCUACGAUAGUGCCGUUUUCAUCUCGACUGCAGCGAUUCCACCGCACACGGAACUGGUCCAGGAUGCGGCCAUCACUCUGCUCAAGAAGAGGAUCAGGCUAUUCCUUCUGUGGUACGGUGAGCGAUCGGGCAGUGAGAACGAAACGGAGGACGCAGUGGGCGGAAUCCUGGGCGAGGUGGCCAUUCGAUCGGGUGGAGAGAUCAUCCACAUCGUGAGCACCGAGCAUGGACAGCACAUAGCUGGCAAUACGCUCACCCUGGUGGCGGAUGCGUACCAGGGCGUCCAAGAGUUGGAUCUGCCGGUGGACACGACGUUGUCCAGUCUCCAUGUGCGCAUCGAUGCGAAUAUGAGACGGGCCACGAUGGAGACGCCGAAUGGUGAGAUAAAUUUGAAGAAACUGGUCAAAUUUGUCGGAGCUAAUUCCACGGAUACGUCGAAUCCCCAAGAACUGGAUGCCUACGUACCACUUAACAAGCUGCGACGCGCGGCAAUCUUCAAAUUGAAACUACAGGCCGAGUUAGAUGUAAAAUACAAUGUUUUCGUACGCGCCGAAAGAAAAGCAGAUGUGUUUUUGGGCGACAUAAUCAAACGAAUCGAUAGCUACUACAAAAGCGGACAAACAAAGGCCAAGUCGGCCAGAAUCCAGUUUCCCGGCAAGGAAAAGGACACCGAGAAGCUGGAGGAGGAUGUGGACUCGCCAAAAAACGAAAUUGAAACUUUUUCGGAGAAGGAAAUCCAGAGUUCUCCGAGUUUAAACCAAACCCUAUUGGCUGCCACCACGGGACAGCCGAGGAGCACCUUAAAUGCAAUGCUUCUCCAGCGUUGUGGCACCAAAAUUGAGCUAGGGACACAAUCACAGCUUCUGGUGACGGCUGGUCAGACAGCCUCGCUGCUUUUUGAGGUCACCAACAUGAAAUCUGAGGCGGUUUACUCCACCAUUCAAGUCACCGACGAGCGGCGAUUCCUAGUACAGCUGAAUCCCACCAGAUUGAAUUUGCGCGCACUGGAGACGGGUACAGUGCGUCUGACCGUUUUAGUGCCAACUGGCACGGCUCAGGGCACAACAGACCGGAUCACCUUCACCAACUAUGGUCGCGAAACAUCUACCCUGGCCGUUAACCUUAAAGUGGUGACCAGCAUAGAUGCUCAGGACUCUACUGGCCCUACAUUGUCCUGGGAGUUUGGCAGCCGCUGUGAUUACCUCACGCCCGAAUCCCUGAAUUGUGGGGAGCGCUUUUGGACGCUGGAUGUCACCGCUCAGGACUGGCAGUCGGGAAUGCUGCGUUUGCAGGCCACGCCGCCCGAGGGUCUUUUCUACAGGAACUACUAUACCGCUGGGAGCACAGAACCCCUGAAGGCCACCUACAUGGCCUCUUGCUGUGAACCAAAGGUAUCGCUUGUGGCUUUUGAUGCGGCAGGCAAUCAGAGGAGCCUCACCAUCGAUGUGAGAGAUGUGUAUUUGAGCGAGGCCGCUAUCGCAGCCAUCUGUCUGGGAGUUAUUUUACUUCUCCUGCUGAUCGCUGCCCUCAUCUGGAGCAUUGUGUGGUGCUGCCGGCGGAGGAAAACGACGCUAGAGCUGCCCACAUAUAGAUCCCACUCCACCAGGAGCAUGGAGUAGAAUGUUGUUGUGUUAUGUUGUGCCAAAUGCCAAAUGCAAGUUGAAAAUGACUCGAUAGAGUCUAAUUAAAAUGCCAUGGAAAAAUCA
Drosophila rhopaloa is the source of this 3462-nucleotide messenger RNA. RefSeq lists its product as uncharacterized. The coding region runs from base 562 to 3375 and encodes 937 amino acids. The record is from RefSeq and is a predicted model, not a curated record. The transcript has 9 exons. Lineage: Eukaryota; Metazoa; Arthropoda; Insecta; Diptera; Drosophilidae.